AUGAUACUUUCUGAAUUUGAUGCAAGCCCAUUUGGGUCAACCUCAAACGCUAAAGCGCUGUCCAAAUACGGAACACCCGUCGAAGCUAUUUCCUCAGUUAUCUACAAUAACGUGGAUGAUAUCUUUGUCUAUAAGACCUUCUCCGAAGAAGAUUUGUUAUACGGGUCUAUUAAGAAUUGGGCUCACCAAGAGCAAAGCAAACACUUUCAGGAAUUAGAUAUCAGAUCUGGUGCUGGCUUAUCACCACUUGGUUUUGCUAGCGGUUUGUCUGUGUCAAAACUUGUUGGCAUUGUGACACCAGGAUAUGCUUUACCUUACUUUAUUAAUACUUUCAAUGCAACCAAGCAGACAAAAUCAAGAUUUUUCUUCAACGUGGGUGCGCUGGGCUACAAUCAAAAGACUGGUUCUAUCACUACUGACUACGUGAGCGCUCUGGAUGCCGCAUCCAAAUUGGGAUUUAACGUAAUUUCUCCUAUCUCCACUAAUGAGGUACAAGCCACAACUUUGUUGUCCUUAGCUGUCGCUAAAUUCGGAAAUACUGUCGGUACUGUUAACUUAUUCGAUGGGGUUAGUUAUUCCAAGUCUAUUUUACCAAUUACAGAGGAUAUCUCCAAAUAUUCUGGCGUCUUUAGAGCAUUAGAAAAAGUGCUUCCACCUAAUGCUUCCUUCGACGAAGUUUUGUUCAAAUUUAAUGAAUUAACUGGAUUAAGAUUAUUUAAUUUCCAUUAUUCAGGUAAGCAAGAUGUAGAAACUGUUUUCGUUAUUCACGGUUCAUUGGAAUCUGAACUAUUUACACAGAUCGCUAAAGAUAACGAAAAGAUUGGUAUUUUAUCUGUCAGAGUCCCUAUACCAUUCGAUAUUGAAAAAUUUGUAACAAAGAUUCCAAAAACUACAAAGAGAAUUGUUGUUGUUAAUCAAACUUUGAGUACUUCCGCACCAACGACGUUAAAAUCACAGGUUUCUGCGGCCUUAUUUUAUCAUGGUAAUAAAAAUAUCAUAGUCUCAGAGUUCGUUUACCAACCCGAUUUUAUCUGGUCACCAUUGGCAGUUGAAAAAAUCAUUUCAUCCUUUGCUCAGGAUUUCCAGGCUGUUUGUUCUCCAGAAUCAAAAAAUUUCAUAUUUUGGUCUUCUGAUAAGAGCGUAAAUAUCAAUAUUGCUCCUACUUUAGCUGAAUUUUUGUCCAAUGACAACACAAAGGCUCUCUCUUUAAGGUCCAAAUUCGAUAAUGUUACAAACGCUGGUAUUUUCCAAGCCCAAAUCAGUUAUGCGCCAAAGGACAAUUUUUCAUUGAUUUCUAAUAUCGAUUUUGCUGAUGUCAGCAUUGUCGAAGACGUAACUUUGUUGAAAAAAAUUGAUGUAAAUGCUACCAUUAAAAAAGGUGGUUCUAUCAUCAUAUUAUCGUCGAAGUCUCUAAAAAACCUGAACUUUAGCCAACUUGAAACUUUUACCAAGGACCUGGGUAUACCUGAAUCCUUCUUGGUUGCUGCAAUUGAAAACGAAAUCAAUUUCACUUUUAUUGACCUAGAAGCUUUGAAUGAACAAGCCAUCGAACUGACCCAUAUUAUUGGGUACACAGUUUUAACCAAAUGCUCAAGUGCUUCUCCUGAAAAAUCUUCCAAACACGCCAUUCAACUUAACAUCGAUGAAACUUCCCUUGAAACUGCUUUAUUGAAUGCCGUAAAGAAUGUGUUUUUUACGAAUAUUCCAAAAAUUGAAGCUACGUCUGAAGAAACAGAAGAGUUACCAAUCUUCAUCACAGAAACUUCAUUUACGCCAAAUAAUAGUGAGAUUCAAGGCACAAAGCCAGCCCAAAUUUCGAAAUCAAAGGAAAUCGCCAAAAAAUUGGCAUUUAAGGAAGCAUUUGGUCUCGAGAAACAUGUAAGACCUGACUUACCUGUCAAGAAUUUUAUCGUUAAAGUUAAGGAGAACAGACGUGUCACACCCUCUAAUUAUGACAGAUACAUCUUCCAUAUUGAGUUCGACAUCACUGGUACAGGUUUAAAAUACUAUAUUGGUGAGGCUCUCGGUAUCCACGCCAGAAAUGACGAAAAACAGGUUUUGGAUUUCUUAAUCGGCUAUGGAUUGAAUCCAGAGGACAUUGUCUUAGUCCCAAAUAAGGAUAAUUCCGAUUUACUCGAAUCAAGAACUGUAUUGCAUGCAUUCACUGAAAAUCUAGACCUUUUUGGUAAACCCCCAAAGAAAUUUUAUGAAACUUUGUCAGAAUUUGCUGAAGACGAAAAAGACAAGAAGAGGCUGCAAGAAUUGGUCUCAGCAGAAGGAGCUGUUGAACUGAAAAGAUAUCAAGAUGUUGAAUACUAUACGUAUGCAGACAUUUUCCAAUUAUUCACAUCUGCUAGACCUUCGGUAGAACAUUUGGUUACAAUGAUUUCGCCAUUGAAGAGAAGAGAAUAUUCCAUUGCCUCAUCUCAAAAAGUGCACUCUAAUGAAGUUCACCUGUUAAUUGUUGUUGUUGACUGGAUUGAUAACAGAGGAAGAAAAAGAUUUGGUCAAGCAUCCAAAUUUAUUUCGGAUCUACAAAUUGGACAGGAAGUUGUCGUCAGUGUUAAACCAUCAGUGAUGAAGCUACCACCGCUACCAUCUCAACCAGUCAUUAUGAGUGGUUUAGGUACCGGUUUAGCUCCUUUUAAAGCUAUCGUAGAAGAAAAAUUGUGGCAAAAACAACAGGGUUACGAAAUUGGCGACGUAUUCUUAUAUCUUGGUUCAAGACAUAAGAGAGAGGAAUAUUUAUAUGGUGAGUUAUGGGAAGCUUACAAAGAUGCUGGAAUUAUCACUCAUAUUGGUGCUGCAUUCUCUAGAGAUCAACCAGAAAAAAUUUAUAUCCAAGACUGUAUUAGGGAGAAUCUUGCUGAGUUAAAAACUGCUAUGAUUGAUCAAGAAGGGUCCUUUUAUUUAUGUGGUCCUACUUGGCCUGUUCCUGAUAUUACUCAGGCUCUACAAGAUAUCAUUGCUGCCGAUGCAGAAGAAAAAGGUGAAAAGGUUGACUUAAACGCUGCCAUUGAGGAGCUGAAAGAUACUUCCAGAUAUAUUCUUGAAGUUUACUAA
Molecule: messenger RNA, 3063 nt
Organism: Kazachstania africana CBS 2517
Lineage: Eukaryota; Fungi; Ascomycota; Saccharomycetes; Saccharomycetales; Saccharomycetaceae
Gene: MET10
Product: sulfite reductase subunit alpha
Exons: 1
Coding region: 1-3063 (1020 amino acids)
Cellular component (GO): cytosol
Molecular function (GO): flavin adenine dinucleotide binding; FMN binding; sulfite reductase (NADPH) activity
Source: RefSeq, a predicted model, not a curated record